Oreochromis niloticus (Nile tilapia) is the source of this 2204-nucleotide messenger RNA. It is a transcript of the gene ccnd3, whose product is annotated as cyclin D3. The transcript has 5 exons. The record is from RefSeq and is a predicted model, not a curated record. Bases 151 to 1104 code for a protein of 317 amino acids. NCBI's taxonomy places the organism in Eukaryota, Metazoa, Chordata, Actinopteri, Cichliformes, Cichlidae.
UGAAAUUAAUACUCUUAAAGAAAAAAUAUUGGCUGAAAAUGGCGUUAUGUCAGCAGCUACUGGGCAGCUAGCUACAAGAGGAAUGGCCGCCAUAACGGACCGAAGCUAACGUUAGCUUAACGGUUUACUGAUGCUCCUUCACUGAACUGGAUGUCUCUGGAGAUGGAGGGCUUCAGAGUUGAUUCAGAGGUAGGAAAUGUUAGUGAAACAGAGCAGGCUGUGGUCCCCCGGGCGGGCAGGGACCACGCUGUGACCGGUGACCUUAGAGUGCUCCACAACCUGCGGGCCUUUGAGGAGACCAGCCCGGUGACCUCCCCCUUUGAAGGGGUGCAGACAGAAAUCCAGCCGUACAUGAGAAGGAUACUGGCUGUGUGGAUGUUUCAGGUAUGUGAGGAGCAGAAAUGCGAGGAGGAGGUGUUUCCGCAGGCGAUGCGUUACCUGGACUGUUACCUGAGCCGUUUUGCCGUUGAGAAGACCAACCUGCAGCUGUUAGGGGCAGUUUGCAUGUUCCUGGCAUCCAAAAUGAGAGAAACGAUCCCCCUGACUGCCAGCAAGCUUUGCGUCUACACGGAAAACUCCAUUUCAGUCUCAGACAUUCUGCACUGGGAGCUGGCAGUGGUGUCAAGGUUAGAGUGGUGUCUGGCCUCCGUGGUCCCCUCUGACUUCCUGGAGCCAAUUCUUUACGCUCUCCCCUUUGUCCGACCUCCCCACCUUCAGAACAUGCGCAGGCAUGUUCACACCUACAUCGCUCUGGCUGCCACGGAAUGCAGGUUUUCAGUCUUCCUGCCCUCCACUGUAACGUGUGCCUGCGUGAGCAUCGCCACGCAGAAGCUAAAGCUGCUGGACGCUGGCGUGUCUGCAGAUUCAGUGAUAAAGUUUUUGGCCGACCUUUUGGCCGCUGAUCAGAACGCCCUGCUCCUCUGCUAUGACCAGCUCAGGAUUGUGUUAGAGCUCAGCCUGCCCUCCAGUUUUCAGGAUACGGUUUGCAAGCCAAAGGAACACGGAUCAGGGAGCAGUUACACCCCUGCUGACAUUCAGGAUGUUGUACUGACACCAACGUCCCCACCUGAGGAAAUCAAACUAAAACACUCCUCCCUGCCUUGAAAAGUUUACUGCCAGGAAAUGAAACGAGAAGGCCAGAUAAGAUGGAAGAAAUUCAUCUACACGGGUCUUCGAUUAAGUCUUGUUUUUUUUGUGCAUGCUUUGUUUAAGAGUGUUUUCCAGAAUUGCGUAAGCAGUUUUAUCCCUUGAUCUACAUAAAAACCUGUUCUGACAGUGAAAAUCAAAUUGCACACAAUCCUGACAGCAGUGUUUGCACAUUUUAAUUGUUACUUUUUGCAAAUCUAAUGCUAGUAAUGGUGGUUCUGUUAAGUUUAAAAUGAAGUCUGUCUGCAGUUUUAGCUGUGCCGAAUGCAAAUGAAUCCUGUUACACGUCAAUGCAAUAUCUGCAUGUAGGUCAUUAACAACAGUGGCCAGCAAAUGAGUUGUUUGUUGUCGUUUUUUAUUGACUUCCUCAUCCCAGCAAGGACAACACAGCAGACCAGUCAUACAAAUGAUAAGCCAGUAACUUUGGCAGACAUGGUUUAAAUUAAACCUGAAAUAUGUGGGAUAAGGGAAAGGGAGAAACAAAAACAAUGAAAUGCCCACAUUACAACAAACAUAUUAAAUUGUUACACAUUUUUAAAAAAAAGAAAAAAAAAAAGGCAAAAACAAACAUCUUACUAACAAUUUUUUCCCUGUCACACCUGAAUAAUCAAAGAUCAUCUGUGAGAAUGAGUUUUACCUUCAUCUUAAUACAAUCCAUCAGAUUCCAGAAAUUAAGGAAAAAACAAAAAACAAACUUCUAAUAAUUAAAAUAAAAAAAUGUAUCUUUUGCAUAUGAACAGGCUUUCAAUUCCUGAUGAGCCUCCUUCAUCAGAACCACGAUGUUUCUGAACAACAUGGUUCUGCAGCUUGCAUCAAUGGCUUUGUGCAACUCUUGUUACAUGACACUGAUAAAUAAAUGGUGUAGUUAUCAGGUUUCAGUGGCCUGAAAGUGCGAUUCCAGGCGCUGGCUUAGCAUCCAAAUGAAAAUCAAACAUACAUGUUGAUGUAGCUGAAUACCAGGAGUAUUUUAUAAAGCAAGACAGAGCCCGGUAGCUACGAAAAUAUCUGGUCAAGCUUAAUUAAGGAUCAAUAUCUGUAUGCCUAAUUUAUGAUUUUAA